AUGACACAGAAAGAAAAGUCAGAUGUUCAGUCCUCUACGUCCAAACCAGGUGAAAAUAACACGGUGUUCUCUGGUGCGAUAUCGACACAAGCCACUGUAGUGUUAGGUACUGCGGUUGUUCGUAUACAAGAUGACGCAGGUGUUAYUCAUCAGGUUCGAAUUUUGUUAGAUAGUGGGUCACAAAUUUCAGCCAUUACUGCAGAUUGUGCCACUAGACUUGGUCUUAAACGCAACAAGAGUCAUGUAGAAGUAGUUGGCCUCUCUCAACAACCGGUGUCCAAGGUAAAAGGUGUUACUCAGUGCGCGUUUUUCCCGCUUCAGUCAGAUCAACCAUUGUUUAAAGCAAAUAAUGUUAUAAUAUUGUCCCAAAUUACUGGAUUAAUGCCAACGUGUUCUCUCCCUGCUACGGUGCGCACACGAUAUCAACACCUAAUAUUAGCUGAUCCGGAAUUUGAUCUUCCUGGCACCGUGGACAUGUUAAUAGGAGGUGAUUUAUACCCGAUGAUUUUGCAGCCAAAAGCGGAUAUUAUACAUACCCCUGGAUUGCCGUCAGCAAUGCACACAAAUCUCGGUUGGAUAAUUGUUGGUUCACUUAAGGAUCCUACUUCAUUACCUCUGAUGUCGUUAACUAUUAGUGCAAUACCAGUCAUAAAUGAAACCAUGCAACAAUUUUGGAGGGUGGAAGAGCCGACAAUCCCAGUACACUCAACGACAGAAGAUGACCGAUGCGAAGAGUGGUUCUCUAAAACAGUGUCACGGGACACAUCAGGCAGGUUCUGCGUCGCUUUACCUUUUCGAUCUAUAAUUAACGCUCAGUGUGAUUUAAAUCAAGACUUGGCUACGCAUUGUAGUAUUGGUUCCUCUCGUACCAUGGCCUUAAAUCGCUUGUAUAAUAUUGAACGACGUUUAGUAAAAGAUCCCGAGUUAUAUUCCGCGUAUCGUUCUUUUAUGAAUGAAUAUCUGUCACUUGGUCACAUGCGCGUAGCGGAGAAGCCAGGAAAAUAUUUCAUCCCUCACCACGCUGUGGUCAAACGAGAGAAUGGUAACAUGAAAAUCCGGGUAGUCUUUGACGCGUCGGCCAAAUCGUCAUCUGGCCUCUCACUAAACGACUGCUUGGCGACCGGACCAAAAUUGCAGGGAGACAUUACCGACAUACUGCUUCGAAGUCGUUUCCACAAGUACAUGUUCAUUGCCGACAUUGAAAAAAUGUAUAGGCAAAUCCGAGUUUAUGACGCCGACUGCGUAUAUCAACACAUACUUUGGAGAAAUUCGCCCGACGAUGAAGUCCAAGAAUUCGAAUUAUGCACUGUCACUUAUG
Messenger RNA from Diuraphis noxia (Russian wheat aphid), 1318 nucleotides. RefSeq lists its product as uncharacterized. Lineage: Eukaryota; Metazoa; Arthropoda; Insecta; Hemiptera; Aphididae. Gene Ontology annotation, molecular function: nucleic acid binding. Gene Ontology annotation, biological process: DNA integration. The record is from RefSeq and is a predicted model, not a curated record.